AUGAAUACUCGAAGAUCAGCUGCUAGAAGGUCCGAGGAAGAAAUUGCUAAUGUGGGAGAUCAAGACGACCAAGUGCCUCCACAAGAUAACCAAGUACCUCCACUUGAAAAAGUUACUGUAGGUGAUCAAGUUCUGAAUGUUCCUCCAACGAUGAACGAUAGAGAUAUAAGGGCUCGUAAUGAUAGGGUGUCUAACACUGAGUCUCAAAAGGGAAGAGGUACUAGCUCACCAAGAAAGAAGCAAACUUGUGAAAAGUGUGGCGAAAAGCAUUAUGCUGAUUGUCUUGUUGGGAUGGACAAUUGCUUUGGGUGUCGCAAGAGUGGACACAAGGUUAGGGAUUGCCCUAAUGUGAAAGGGAAAGACAAAGGAAGCGGGCUAACUCAAACUAGUGGUUCAAAUGAUGAUGCUCCAAAGAAGAAUCAAUUCCAUGCACUUCGUUCUAGAGGUGAACAUGAAGUUCUCAGAUGUGGUGACCGGGUUAUGAAAAAAUCCGAGUUGAAUAAGUUAUGUAUGGAUGAGAACAAUUCAAUGUUUAACGCGGAAGUGCGAUGCAAGCAUGGAAUCUUACUGCAAAUGCAGACGUCUUGGUCAAAUCGCAAUCCCGGAAGACGAUUUUGGUCUUGUCCUCACUAUGAGGCCAUAAACUGUAAUUUCUUUAGAUGGAGAGACACGGAGAGAGUUGAUGAAAGAUCUCGUUUUGUUAUUCCUAAAUUGGUGAAUAGGAUUAACGAGUUAGAAAAAAAUUAUGAGCGUGUGAAGAUGCAACUGGAACAGCUUGAUAAUUCCAACAUUGAACAGUCAAAACUAGAGAAAAUUCCUUUGGAUGAAGGUGAAAGUCUUCGAAAUCGUAAUGAAAAUCUGAACAUCAAUUCAAAGGAGAAGGUUGACAACGUAAAAGAAAUGGGUGAAUUGAAAGACAAGAAGAAGAUGAAAGGGCUGAAAAUGAAGAAAACAAAUGAAGGCUGUUGUUUUGGCAAAUUCCUUUGUUGUGUGAUGAUUUGUUUUGUUGUUGUAUUUGUUAGUUUUCUUACCCAAGUUGGUAGGUAUAAGGAUCAUAUGAAAUUGCCAUAA
Solanum pennellii is the source of this 1071-nucleotide messenger RNA. RefSeq lists its product as uncharacterized. NCBI's taxonomy places the organism in Eukaryota, Viridiplantae, Streptophyta, Magnoliopsida, Solanales, Solanaceae. The record is from RefSeq and is a predicted model, not a curated record. Gene Ontology annotation, molecular function: zinc ion binding; nucleic acid binding. The transcript is spliced from 3 exons. Bases 1 to 1071 code for a protein of 356 amino acids.